Molecule: messenger RNA, 1910 nt
Organism: Corylus avellana
Lineage: Eukaryota; Viridiplantae; Streptophyta; Magnoliopsida; Fagales; Betulaceae
Product: putative laccase-9
Biological process (GO): lignin catabolic process
Cellular component (GO): apoplast
Molecular function (GO): hydroquinone:oxygen oxidoreductase activity; copper ion binding
Source: RefSeq, a predicted model, not a curated record
UCGAACAGAUAGAGUGAAUCAACAUUCAGCUGAGAUGAUGGGAAUGCCUUCAGCCUUUCUUGGACUUCUGCUUCUCCAUGGGAUGUUCCUUGUCUUGGCUCAAGCCACCGUCCAUUACCAUGACUUUAUUCUGAAGGAGACCAACUUUACGAGGUUGUGCAGCAGCAAGAGCUUGUUGGUCGUAAAUGGAAGCCUUCCAGGACCAGUGAUUCGGGUAACAAAAGGGGAUACUGUGUACGUAAAUGUCCAUAAUCAAGGAGACUCUGGUGUAACUAUUCAUUGGCACGGAGUGCAUCAGCCAAGGAAUCCAUGGUCGGAUGGGCCAGAGUUCAUCACGCAGUGCCCAAUAGCGGCAGGAUCUAACUUUACUUACGAGAUCAGUUUUUCCGAUGAGGAAGGAACUCUCUGGUGGCAUGCCCAUAGUGAUUGGACACGAGCUGGUGUCCAUGGUGCCAUUGUUGUUAUGCCCAAUAAGGAAACUGGUUUUCCCUUUCCCCAGCCCGAUGGAGAAGAGAUUCUCGUUCUUGGAUCUUGGUAUAAGGGUGACGUGAACGAGGAAGUUGCUGAGGACCUGGAAGACGGCGGCGACACUCCUCGCUCAGAUUCUUACAUCAUCAAUGGCCAACCGGGAGAUUUCUUGCCUUGCUCUAAAGAAAGUACAUACCGUUGGCAAGUAGAUUAUGGGAAGACCUAUCUUCUUCGUUUAGUGAAUGCAGCCAUGAACGCAGAGCUGUAUUUUGCGAUUGCCGAACACAACCUCACCGUGGUCGGAAUGGAUGGAUCGUACGUCAAAGCCGUGGUCACCAGUUCUCUAAUGAUAACUCCGGGACAAACAAUGGACAUUUUGGUCACAGCAAACCAGUCUCCUCACGAUCGCUAUUACGUGGGAGCCAGACAGUACGACACUGCUCGGGCGGAUGUCACAGACUACGACCAAACAAAUGCCACAGCAAUUCUUGAAUACACCGGCGGCAGCUAUGAUCCCGCCAUAAGUCCAAUUUUUCCCACCAACCUUCCGUCAUACGAGGAAUUCGGCCCUGCAUUGAACUUCACGAGCCGUCUCCGGAGCUUAGCCGACCAAGACCACCCGGUAAAUGUCCCCAAAAACAUAACCACCAGAAUGUAUAUAACAGUUUCUAUGAACAACGCUGUUUUCGAGUACGACGGAGCUACCGAAACAACUCUUGCUGCCAGCUUAAACAACGUCAGUUGGCUUAACCCCCCCACAGAUGUACUGCUUGCCUACUACAGGAACAUAAGUGGGAUUUACACGACAGAUUUUCCGAACUAUCCACCAGAUUUUUUCAACUUCACAGCAGAUACUGCACCAGAUUAUACGACAGACACAGUCCAAGGGACCAAGCUGAAGGUUCUUGAGUAUAAUGAAGAGGUGGAGAUAGUUUUUCAGGGUACCACUGUGUAUGAUGCAUCGGAGGAUCAUCCAAUGCACCUCCAUGGCUAUACCUUCUAUGUAGUCGGGACGGGUUUGGGGAACUUCGAUAAUGAGACUGGCCCACUAGGCUACAAUUUGGUUGAUCCUCCUAAGAUGAACACCGUUUCUCUGCCUAAGAAAGGAUGGGUUGCCAUUAGAUUCAAAGCAAGUAAUCCUGGAGUGUGGCUAUGGCACUGUCAUUUGGAUCGACAUCUAAGCUGGGGUAUGGACACUGUUCUUAUAGUGAAAAAUGGGAACACCCCCGAGACAAGCAUCAGAGAGCCCCCUCCUUACAUGCCUCCAUGUACGGCCGAUUCAUCAACCAUUAGGCUCCGACAUGCUGGCAAAUCAAAUAAAAAUAAAGUAGACAUGAUUAAUUAGGUAGUUGGAUAGCGAUAUGUUUUAUUUAUAAAGAUCGUAGUUUUAUUGUAAUGAGUUGAAUAACUUAUCAUCAUAAUUACUAUUAGAGCAAGAUUUA